CUUUCACCUUCACAUUCAGUGGCCAACGAGGUGGCGUGCGACGUUCCUCUGCAGAUGUUAAUCUACUUCAACGUAUUUUAUUUCCCCUGCUGGUGGCUUUCCUCUGUCUGCAUGUUGGAAGUCAAGGUCACUAGAAGCCUGUCACUAUUAACUCUUCUCAAGUAUAGAUGAGCGGCACGACUGGUUAGAGUGUCAGCCUCACAGUUCUGAGGACCGGGGUUCAAUCCCCGGCCCCGCCUGUGUGGAGUUUGCAUGUGGGUUUUCUCCGGGUACUCCGGUUUCCUCCCAAAAACAUGCAUGAAUUGGAGACUCUAAAUUGCCCGUAGGCAUGACUGUGAGUGCGAAUGGUUGUUUGUUCCUAUGUGCCCUGCGAUUGGCUGGCAACCAGUUCAGGGUGUACCCCGACUCCUGCCCGAUGACAGCUGGGAUGGGCUCCAGCACGCCCGCGACCCUGUUUGCGUACCUCCCGGGAUACUACCAAGGGCUACUGAUCGCCGGAAUCGUACUCAUCACCCUCGGCGAACUUCUCCGACUCUACCUCGGAUACUUCGGAAACCUCGAGGAGAACGUGCCGGCGCUGUCUUCCUUCUGCGUGCUGACGUUCCUGUUCCAGCUGCCCGUGUUGCUGUUCCUGUUGACGGACGAGGACGCGGUCGUGCUCCCCCUGGAGCGCGCCGUCCACUUGCUGUUCGUGGGCACGCUGCUGGCCCAGAGCCUGGCCGCCGGGCUGGCCGUGCGCAGGAUGAGCCGGAAGCUGACGCUGCUCUUCCACCUGGGCCAGCUGGCCAAGGUGAGGCCCAGGUUCGGACACGCCGGCCUGGCGGCCUACCGCCGCGCCGUCGCGCCCGCGCGCGCGCGCGCCACCUGUCGCUGACGUGGACUUCAUUUCAUUUGACUGACGAGGUUACGAGUAUUUGCUUCACUUUACAACCCCGAUUCCAAUGAAGUCGGGGCGUUGUGUUAUCAACAGAAAUCCAAACAGAAUACAAUGAGUUGCCAAAUCUAUAUUGAAUUGAAUACACGACAAAAACUAGCUAUUUAACGUUCAAACUGAUCAACUUGAUGGUUUUUAGCAAAUAGUCAUUCAUUUUGAAUUUUAGGGCUGAAUGAGUACACUUGUCUUUGUAGUCUAUUCAAUUAAAUAUAGGUUGAACAUGAUUUGCAAAUCAUUGUAUUCUGUUUUGAUUUAUGUUUAACACAACGUCCCAACUUCAUUGGAAUUGGGGUCGUACUUUGAUUACGUUAGUUACUUGAUUUCAUGCCAUUUCAUUUGAUUUUUUUUUUAUCUUCUCAUUUCUAUUAGUUAUUAAGUUAUUUAUUGUACUUUUUGGGGGGUUGAUUAGUACGUUAUUUGACCUUUAUAAAAAAAAAUAUUUAUUUCAUCUUUUUUUAAAAUCUCAUUUUGUUUUUUCUUUUAUAUUUUUUUAAUGAAGUUAUUUAUUGUAUUUUUAGUUUAGUCUUUAUUGGUUGCUUAGUUUUUAAUUUUCUUGUAGUUUAGUCGUUUUAUUUUAUUUAAUGAUCUUCAAUGAUGAUUUAAUUAUUUUGAUUCAGUUAUUUUAUUAAGUUUUUAUUUGUACUCAUAUUUUAUUAAAUAAUUCGUUGUAUUUUUUAGAUUAGAUUUGUUUAUUAUUUUAUUACUUUGUAACUUAAUAAUUUUAUCCUGUUAUUUGAUUUGUAUUUUUAUUGGUUGAUUAGCAUUUUAUUAUAUUUUAUCUAGAUUUACUAUUUGUAUUAUUUUAUUUUAUGUUUAAUUUCAUUACAUUUGAUUAUUUUCUUACAUUUUGCUUUAUUUUAUUAUUUUGGUUGUUUCUUAGUUAGUUAUUCAGUUAAUUCAUUUGAUUUAACUUUAUUUUAUUACAUUUUAUAUGGUUGGUUGGAUAGUUAGUUAUAUUAAUAAUUUAAUGGAAUUAAAUAUGUUUAAUUGUAUUUGAUCAAACUUUUAAAGUCACAAUAUUUCUUUUAGAAAGUCAUAGCUUUUUAAGAAAAUGUCAUUUAAAGAGAAUAAAAUAAACCUCUUCGAGAUGUUCGAAAGUAUUGCAAUA
Molecule: messenger RNA, 2042 nt
Organism: Phyllopteryx taeniolatus (common seadragon)
Lineage: Eukaryota; Metazoa; Chordata; Actinopteri; Syngnathiformes; Syngnathidae
Product: transmembrane protein 17A
Exons: 4
Coding region: 329-874 (181 amino acids)
Biological process (GO): non-motile cilium assembly
Cellular component (GO): ciliary transition zone
Source: RefSeq, a predicted model, not a curated record